GUACAUUCGAUUUUAUUCUGUGGAAAACAGUGUUUGAGUGAAAACAGAAGAAUCUUAGCUAGUAAGAUGAGAUUUCUUGUUGUUUUUGCUUGCGUGAUAAUACUUGUUUCUUCAGGUGAGAUAAAGGAACAAGUAAAAAAUGUAAUAUCACAAACUAAGGCUGAACAAUCAUUUGAAACGUGUAUGAACGAGAAAAAUAUGACUAGGAGUGACUGGUUCUCAGAGGACGAAAUAAUGACUGACGCUCAUACAAAACCUGAAAAUGCGGAGAAGAAAAAUACCAACGGCUGCGCUAUUACUUGUAUUUUAAAGAAGCUUGAUCUUAUGGAUGAAUCGAACAACAUUAUGGAAGCAAAAGUGCAUUCGGAAAUAAAUAAUGAGUUUAGUUACAGUCCUUUAAUCGCAGGAAAAAUACACAAAAUUGCACGUAACUGUAUGAAAGAAGCAAGACCUAUUACAGAAGAAUGUGACAAGGGUUUUACUCUAUACGCUUGUAUCUGUCGUGCUGUGCAUAAAUUAGAGAGACACGGAGACCAUGAAAUAGAAACUGAAGAAAAUGAAAACAAUGAACAUGAAGAAAACGGCGAAACCAACAAUCCACAGGAAUAAAUAUAGUCCUUUUCACAUUAAAUAAAUAUUGUCAUUAUCACUGUAAAUCAGCUUAUAAUUUACUCUAAAUAAAAAGUAUAUACAUAUAUA
Pseudomyrmex gracilis is the source of this 699-nucleotide messenger RNA. Its product is annotated as pheromone-binding protein Gp-9-like. The record is from RefSeq and is a predicted model, not a curated record. Gene Ontology annotation, molecular function: odorant binding. The transcript has 5 exons. Lineage: Eukaryota; Metazoa; Arthropoda; Insecta; Hymenoptera; Formicidae. The coding region runs from base 67 to 609 and encodes 180 amino acids.